CAGUCCAGUCCUCUCGUGUUUGCUCGUUCAGUGCAGCAGAUCCAUCGAGUCAGCCUUGCUUUACACCAUUUGCUGCAGAAAAACCAUUUUAAAAAGCGCUAUUUCGGUUUCUGUUAACCUCUAUUAUGACGUCCUUGUUGCCUUUUACCCCUCCGGUAGUAAAAAGGCUGCUUGGCUGGAAAAGAGGAGGCGAUGAAGACGAUAAAUGGGCCGAGAAAGCCGUGAAGAGUUUAGUGAAGAAACUCAAAAAGACUGGCGGCCUGGAAGAGCUAGAAAAAGCCAUCACAAACCCUGGUAUCCCUACUAAAUGUGUUACUAUACCACGCAGUCUAGAUGGAAGACUACAAGUAUCACAUCGAAAAGGCCUGCCGCAUGUUAUUUACUGUAGAUUAUGGCGAUGGCCUGACUUGCAAAGCCAUCAUGAAUUACGACCUAUAGAAGCUUGCGAUUACGCUUUUAACUUGAAAAAAGACGAAGUUUGUGUGAAUCCUUUCCAUUACCAGAGAGUAGAAACCCCGGUGUUGCCAGCAGUGUUGGUGCCUCGUCAGACCAUAGAUACACCUCAUGAACUCCAUCCCAUACCUGAAUACACAAGACCUGACAAUAUGUCGUUUCCAACGCAAGAACCAACAAACACCUUUCAACUUCCUGAAACACCAACUGGAGGAUAUAUGUCAGAAGAUGCUUGUUCAGAUAUGUCUGGUGACCAGCAACAAAACAUGCAAACAGAUCAACAGCUUUCUCCAGCACCAGAAGCUCCUCUCAUAGAUGCUCAGCCGAUUCAGUAUACUGAACCAGCUUGCUGGUGUUCUAUUGCAUAUUAUGAAAUGAAUACAAGAGUAGGAGAGACGUUUCAUGCAUCACAGCCAAGUCUAACCGUAGACGGAUUUACUGAUCCUUCAAGUUCUGACCGAUUUUGUCUUGGAUUGUUGUCUAACAUCAAUAGAAAUCCACCGAUUGAAAUGACACGGAAACAUAUUGGCAAAGGUGUACGGCUGUACUAUAUUGGAGGUGAAGUGUUCGCAGAGUGCCUUAGUGACAGCAGCAUUUUUGUUCAAAGUCCUAACUGUAACCAGAGAUAUAACUGGCAUCCGGCUACUGUUUGUAAAAUCCCUCCUGGAUGUAACCUUAAAAUAUUCAACAACCAAGAGUUUGCACAGCUUCUUUCGCAAUCAGUCAACCAAGGAUUUGAGGCUGUUUACGCACUCACCAGAAUGUGUACCAUUCGCAUGUCAUUUGUUAAAGGAUGGGGUGCAGAAUAUCGCAGACAAACAGUUACUAGUACACCUUGCUGGAUAGAACUACAUUUAAACGGUCCAUUGCAAUGGCUUGAUAAGGUUUUGACACAGAUGGGUUCUCCCUCGGCACCUUGUUCCUCCAUGUCUUAGUUCUGACAAUGUUACAUUUUAAUAUGGUGUCAGCUGUUAGUUGUGUGUUUGAUCAUGAUGAGCAUGAUGUAUGACACAAGGAUGAUCAAAUGACUUUUCUGUCAUACUUCCAGUUGUGGUUUACAUCAUUUUGUUUCAGUUUGAAACGCUAAAGAUAUGUGAGUAUCUUAUUUAAAAUGGUGCAACAUGCCGAGGCAGAGGUAAUAUCCUGUAUGAACCAAUAGGAAAAGUACCUCGUGAUAUUCUAGAGAGUAUUAAAACUGGGUAGGGUGGACUUGGCAUUGCAGUGUAUUGUGGGACUGUUAACUACUGCUAACAGUUAACUGUAUACGAAGCACUCAAUAAGCUAGCUCAUCGCUAUAUCACUUAACAAUUCCACCCUUAUAUAUCUACUCGCAGCCUUCGCUCCAGUACGAGAAACAAUCAUGAUUCCAAGAUCCAAUCUCAUUUUACAUGGUGACUUCCCUUCUCUGCAUUCGAGAAAAGUUAUAACUAUUAUUUAUUUCCAAGAUGGUGUUGAUUUCGUUCCCUUAAACAGUCCCGCAAUGCAUUUCACUGCCAACUUCACCCAGUUUUUUCCUCAACCUAGAAAUGGCUAAUAUUGACUAACAUUGUUUGUGCCUUUCAUGAGAGAGGACAUUGCUUUGUUGUGUAACCAUAGCUACCAAGAAUACUUACCCUCAGAGUUAUUUUUUAUUAUCAGUUGGAUAUGGAUAUUAGUGUUUUCCACAAUCACUAAAUGGGUAGAAUUAUUUUUGGGUAAAGUUUGUAAAUGUUUUUUUUAAUCGCUAAAAAUUGCAAAGUUACAUUAUUUAGAUCGUAUUACUAUUUGAAUUCCUUUGCAAGCUAUGUUGGUGGUGUCAACUGCAAUUCUCUGUCCAAUUUUAAGAAAGAAAAAUAUAUUGCUUUGAUUGCAGAGAUACAGCUUUUAAGUUCCAAUCAUCUGCAAAACUCACUAGGGUUAAGAGGUAAUUGGCAGCCUGUGUUCUUUGUUAGCACAUAACAUCAUAGUUGUCAUCUUGGUUAUCAUUCUAUUGUAUAUCAACCAACAUGGCUGCCAUGUCUUUCGUUUUUUCACCCCCUUGGGAAUGCUUGAAAACCAGCAUUAGCUAACUAUAUUUGUAUAUGAAACAUAAUGUACUAAACUUAUCUUAGGUAUAUAUAUGCUUCGCUUUCUCGCUGGAGAUUUCUUAUAUAGUCUAGAUUUAUAAACUUUGUUGGAGUUUUAUACUGGGUGUCGGCAAGGUUACUAUAAUUAUAUCUACAGCUGUAUCUUAUAGUCAAGACAUAUUGCUAUGGAGAUGCCUAGUAGAUGCUGUGUCUUAAUCAUCAAGGACUCGGUCUUCUAGAGCAAGUAAUGUCAUACUGUAAAGGUCAAUAGAUCAUUGAUGGAAAAUAUAUAUUUGUGGGAGAUAUGGUACACUAGAAUGCUACUUGUCAUAUCCAGGUGUUUAUGUAAAGCCAUUAAACCAUCAGUUUACUAACCAUAUCUGUGAAACAUUCACUUCUAGCCAUGUAUAUUUUCCAUGAAUAUCUAGACUACAAAGAUAAAAUGACUUAAAUUAAUGUCACAAUACUAGUCUUUUUGUAUGAAUGCUGUUUGGAGGUUGUUCUUGUUUUUAUAUUCCAAUGUAAAUAAUAAUAAAAAGAUCAUGCAGAAUGUUGUAUUAAAGCAUGCCUGUUAUAGAAAAAAUACUAAUAAUUUUAACAUUAUAUUAGAAACGAUAUAAAUAUAGUUGUAGUUUGUUAUUUUAGUUUAAGCUUGAUGUACCCUAGGCUCCAGAGGUUCAGUUUCUCUUCCUGUGUUUGAAACAAGGAAGUGCUUUCCGUUAAAACAGCAAAUGCUGGAGAGAGAAAAUAACCUCUGAAUCCCAGGGUAAGCCAGAACAACCUCUAAAGAUCAGGAAUUCAUACAUUUUUGUAAUUUAGAUCCAAGGCAUCAUAAAUAUUAGUAAACCCUUUGAAGUAUAUGUUUCCUACUGUUCAAAAUCUCCAACAAGUAUUCAUCAAUAAAUGAGAGAUGUCAUAAGAAAAAUAAACUUCUUUGCUAAUUCAA
This is a messenger RNA of Actinia tenebrosa (Australian red waratah sea anemone), 3444 nucleotides long. Its product is annotated as SMAD family member 3. Gene Ontology annotation, cellular component: heteromeric SMAD protein complex. Gene Ontology annotation, molecular function: DNA-binding transcription factor activity, RNA polymerase II-specific; RNA polymerase II cis-regulatory region sequence-specific DNA binding; I-SMAD binding. Gene Ontology annotation, biological process: cell differentiation; activin receptor signaling pathway; anatomical structure morphogenesis. Lineage: Eukaryota; Metazoa; Cnidaria; Anthozoa; Actiniaria; Actiniidae. The record is from RefSeq and is a predicted model, not a curated record.